Molecule: messenger RNA, 3914 nt
Organism: Megalopta genalis
Lineage: Eukaryota; Metazoa; Arthropoda; Insecta; Hymenoptera; Halictidae
Gene: Sp1
Product: transcription factor Sp8
Biological process (GO): regulation of transcription by RNA polymerase II
Molecular function (GO): RNA polymerase II cis-regulatory region sequence-specific DNA binding; DNA-binding transcription factor activity, RNA polymerase II-specific
Source: RefSeq, a predicted model, not a curated record
GCGCUUAAUUGCAGCCUCCUUCCGCGUCGCAGCGGACACGCAUCGCGAGCCAGCAUCCGACGCGGCGAGCCUAAACGCGAGAGGAUCGCGUGGAUUCCGCGCAUCCACAUCCGCAUCCGCAUCCGCAUCCGCGUCCUCGACCGACCUCCUUGUCUCGGGGACCGAGCUCUCCUCCUCGGCGCUGCCUUCUGCGGCCAACAGCCACAGAAAUUACUGUGAUUACCAGGAUAUACGAGGGGCCAAGGCAACCUUCGAACGGACUACCGAUGCCGGGGAGCGCCUCCGCCUCACGAUCGACCACCGACACCGGAUUCUCUCGAUACGCCAAGGAUCUAUAACGGGAGCCGCGAUCUCGCCUCCUUUCAACGCUCGAUCCUGAACCGUGCUGACAUCCUCGCGCAAAGAGAGAGAGAGAGAGAGAGAGAGAGAGAAAGAGACAGAGAGAGAGAGUGCCGACCGGACCACGAGACAUGCCCAUUCAUAACGCGAGCGAUCCUUUAAUCCCGUGGCCGAGAUAGAAGCGUCGCGCUCUCGUGUGUAAUUCCUCCGUUACGGAGCUGCUACGGUUACCAUCGCAUCGGACUGAACCUAUAACCUGUACAAUAUGAACUGCGCGUACCAGUACUCGCAUCCGGCUCACCCGCAAAACGUCAUGACCAUGCCGCCGACUGCUAUCCAGCAACCGCAUCAUUCCACGGAUACCGAGUACCUAGAGGACCAUCCGGGCUUGAGGGGCACACCGUUGGCGAUGUUGGCGGCGCAGUGCAACAAGCUGAGCAGCAAGAGCCCGCCGCCGUUGGCGGACGCGGCCGUCGGCAAAGGUUUUCACCCGUGGAAAAAGAGCCCGCAGAGCAGCGGUAGCUCGCCGCAGCACAGUUCUAGCGGCAGCGGCGGGGGCGGGGGCGGCGGCGGAGGUGGAGGAGGAGGCGGAGGCGGCGGAGGAGGAGGAGGAUGCACGACGACCGGCGUCAGUCAAAGACCGGCGGCGACGAGCAGCGCCGGCAGCACGACCGGCGGCUACGCUCGGGCCCCGGUGACUUCUUGCGCCUCGACGGCGCCCCAAUACGGCAGCGACCUGUACUUUCCGGGAACGGCGAGCGCCCAACCGGCCGGCGAUCCGCAUCAUCAUCAGAGCAGCCUGCUCGGAAAGGUCGAGGGAGCGACCUUGGGCUCGGUGUACGGCCGACACCCGUACGAGUCGUGGCCGUUCAACGCGAUGCCGGGCGCGACCCACGGCGGAAUCAAAGCGAGCGACGGCUGGUGGGACGUGCACGGGGCCGCGACCGCCGGCGGAUGGCUGGACGUGAGCAGCACGGUCGGCGUCGGCGUCCACGCCGCGCAAAUGGCCAACUACUCGGCCGACUACUCGACCAGCCUCGCGCUCGCCGGCAAUCAUUUGUUGACCACCGCGACCACCGCCGGCCACAAUCUCCUGCAAGACACGUACAAAUCGAUGUUGCCCGGCGGCCCGCCCGGAUUCGGGCUGCACCACCACGCGGCCGCGACGGCGGGCGCUGGCGCCGGGGCCGGCAGCCCGCAGGGGAGCGGCGGCGGCGUCGGCGUCGGGGCCGGCGGUGUCAGCCAGGCCCCGUCGCCCCGCUCCCAAAGACGCUACACCGGCAGAGCCACCUGCGACUGUCCAAACUGUCAAGAAGCCGAGAGGCUUGGCCCGGCCGGCGUGCAUCUUAGGAAGAAGAACAUCCAUAGCUGUCACAUACCCGGAUGCGGUAAGGUCUACGGGAAAACGUCGCAUCUGAAGGCCCACUUACGGUGGCACACUGCGGCACCUUCGAACCCACACCGGCGAAAAGAGAUUCGCCUGCCCGGUCUGCAACAAGCGGUUCAUGCGCAGCGACCAUCUCGCGAAGCACGUCAAGACCCACAGCAGCAGCAGCAGCAGCAGCGGCAGCAAGGGCAAGGGGGGAGCGGGGAGCUCGUCGGCCGAGUCCUGCUCCGACAGCGAGGACAACGGGAGUCAGCAGAGUCCCACUUCCAGCUCGGUGCCGCCGCAGCCGCAGCCGCCGCCGCCGCCGCAGCAGCAGCAGCAGCAGCCGGGCCAGCAACCGGCCCAGGGGGCACAGGCCCAACAGCAACAGGCUCUGGUGGCGGCGGCGGCGGCGGCGGCGGCGGCAGCGGCAGCGGCGGCGGGCCAGGACACCAACAACACCACCACAUCCCAGACCACCACCAGUCUCGGCCAUCAGCCGACAACGCCCAUGACCCCAAUACAGAUGACCCCGCCGCCUCUGACCCCACACCAUCCCCACCACCCGCAUCUCCCUCCUCUAAUGCACCAUCCGCAUCAUCACGCAACAUCCGUGCCGGCGGCGGCGGCGGCCCACCACCCGCACGCGGGGAUGAGCAUGCACUGAGCCCGGUGGGGCCCGGAGCCGGUGCCUGCAGUUCCGCUGCCGCAACGGCCCUGGGCUCCCCCCUAUCCUACCCCCUCAACCUGAACCUCGUACAGAACCACGCGACCAUCGGUCACCACCACACCACUACCGCGCACCACCAACACCAGAAUCAGAAUCACAACCAACAUCACCAUCACCACCACCACCACCAUCAUCACCACCAACAACAGCACUCGCGUCAGAGUAACUCCUAUUCCGUGCAACAAAAUCCUGGCACGCCGGGGACCGCGCAGACUCCCUCACCCUCGUCCCCCGCGCCUGUACAUAGUCUCUAGGUCUCUACGUCGACGGCUCAGCCACUCUUUCUCUCUCUCUCUCUCUCUCUCUCUCUCUCUCUCUCUCUCUCUCUCUCGCUCUAGCUCUCUUUCUCUCUCUCUCUUCUUCAAUCAUUUUUAUGUUUCUCUCGAGGCCCUUGAACGGAUUCACCCCCGCCCCCCGAAUAUAUACGGAUAGCGACGGAGCCUUUCUUUCAGGAUGCUUCGAUGCUCGAACCGGAGUCCCAGCUAGUCGAACCGGGCCGGCCACGGCCUUGUCGCCUAACGUAAGCGCGCCAACGUAAGUGUUUCCUGGCUCCGAAUCGCGCCGACCAGUUCGAAGCGACGUACAUUACAUAUUCGCACGCGUCCGUCGCUACCCUGUGUGUGUCUCUCUUUCUCACUCUCUUUCUCGCUCUAUCUUUCUCUCACUCUCUCUUUCUCUCACUCUCACCCUACUUACUACACCAACACCCUCUUGGUUUCUGUCUCCCCGAACGUCUUCACGACGUUCCCGGUUCGUUUCCUCGGCCGUUCCCUCGGUCGGCGGUCGUCGAAACCGUGACCACGGUCCGUCGACACCGUCGACCGUCGAUAACUUGUAAAUAUUAUACAUAGCGCGUGAGAAAGAUAUUAUAUUAAUUAAGCGGUGUAAUGUUGUAAAAAAAUUCUAUAUAAACGCACUGUCGCGCUGUACCAUACACUUAACACGUAGAUACACGCAACAAAUGCAUAUACGAGACAAGGUGCGCGCGAGCUCUCCCUCGGUUUUUCGAAACGACGCGACGACGCGACGACGGAACGACGACGCCCGCGCGCCCUCGCCCUCGAUCAUCGCUACCGGGGGAUAAUACGAGAUAUAUCGAAUCGAGAUUCCUCUCCGAGCAGGUUCCAAACGACGCAUCACCGUGCAGGCACACACAGAGACGCCCGUCGCACGACGGGAGAAAACCGCGUAUAUAUCGGAUUAAUUCGAUCCAAUUGAUUUCCCCUUGACGCGCGAUUUGCGUUUGGAACUUGGUAUUCGGACUGCAUCCCGACCGUCAUCGACCGUCAUCGACCGACGACGACCUUCUUCGAUCUUAAAUAUCACGAUAUUAUGAAUUAAUUAUUAUUAUUAUUAUUAAUUAUUAAUUAUUAAUUAAUUAUUAAUUAUUAUUAUUAUUAUUAUUGAUGUAUUAUUAUAAAGAUUAUAAAUUCAUUUUGAAAGAGAUAAAGAGGAAAUAAACGAUGCUUUUGUGAGUAA